This is a messenger RNA of Sipha flava (yellow sugarcane aphid), 846 nucleotides long. RefSeq names its product zinc finger BED domain-containing protein 1-like. NCBI's taxonomy places the organism in Eukaryota, Metazoa, Arthropoda, Insecta, Hemiptera, Aphididae. The record is from RefSeq and is a predicted model, not a curated record.
UUAUAGAUAGCCAUACCGGAAAAAACAUUGCUUCGGCACUUUCAAACAUAUUUAAUGAGUGGAAUAUAACAAAUAAAAUUAUAACAAUAGUUUCGGACAGUGGUGCAAAUAUAAAACAUGCUAUAAAUGAUCAUUUACAAAAAUAUCACCACCCAUGUGUAGCACAUACCCUAAAUUUAAGUGUGAAUGAAGCCAUUAAUUAAAAUACUGAGUUUCUCAGGGUGUUGAAAAUAUGUCGAACUAUAGUAGGUCAUUUUAAACACAGUAAUCUUGCAGCAGAAAAAUUGAAAGAAUUUCAAAAACAAAUGAGCCUCCCCGAGUUGAAAGUGAAACAAGAUGUUAUCACUCGGUGGAACUCAAGUUAAACUAUGAUAGAAAGGCUCAUUCAAAUUAAAAAUCCUUUAUCUGCUGCAAUGUUAUCACUUCCACGAGCUCCAAAUUUCUUAACUGCAAACGAAUGAGAAAUGAUUACAGAUUGUGCUCCAAUUUUAAAACCAUUCGAAUAUAUGACAACCGAAUUAUCCGGAGAAAAAUACCCAACUUUAUCUUUAGUAAUACCACUUAUAAGAGGACUUCAACAUACGGUUAGAAACGUAAGACCAGAAACUGAUGCCGGUAUUUUACUAAAAAAUAGUUUAGUAGCUAUUGUCGCGAGGCGGUUAGGAUCUCUAGAAAAAGAUAAAAUUGUCUCAAAAUCAACUUUAUUAGAUCCUAAAUUUAAAAAAACUGCAUUUGGAUUGACAGACAAUGCCGAUAAUGCUGAGAAAUGGUUAGUCGCAGAGCUUACAUCAAUUAUUUCUUUUAAUAAUGACGCUGGUGAUAAUAAUAUUAAUAAUAUAAGCGAAA